AAAAUGAGCACAGUCCCAACCCUGAAUUUUCUUUCCAGUCUAACAGGUUAUUGCUGUAACUUGUUCUUUAAAAUUUAGGUGGAGUUUUCUUCUUCAGUGCCUGUUUGGACCACAGAGCAGCUCUCUCUACCUUAACUUCUCUUUUCUACUUCUUCCUUUCACAUGCUCACAGUACGCCUGUAUUAAACUGCAGUUUUCCACAAAUUUCUGAAGCUAUAGUAGGAAGAUCUUUUGGCUUACCAGUCAACAAAGUGAAGCAGACUUAAACAAGAUGGUGAGGCAAGGCCUGGACUAUACCCGCUGCAGAUGGAUUUUGCCUCUUCUUGCGGGUCUAGCCAUGCUGUUUGGCAUCAUAGCAUUGGCUGGUUGGGACUGGAUUAGCUCGCAAACCCUGCCAUUUGCACAACAUGCCUCCUUAUGGAGAAUAUGUUCCUUACAAAACGGAUGGCAAUGCAGGUCACUCCUAGACUAUGCCUGGGGUCAAGGUGCAGCAGGCACUUUCAUGGUUGCAUUUGUCCUUGUGGUUAUCUGUUUUGCCUUGUCUAUCAUCGCAUUUGCCAUCAACACACUUCGCUUCAACUUUGUGAGAGGAAUAGGAGGCAUCUUUUUCGUUGCUGCUGUAUUCUCACUAAUGGCCCUCGUCAUCUACCCUGUAAUGAUCUCCAAAUAUAUAAUCUUCCCAGUCGGUACUGUGAAUCAAUUUGGCUGGGCCUAUGGCUUUGGGUGGACCAUGUGCCUAAUGUCAAUAGGUCUUGGGUUCUUCUUUUGCUGCCUCCCCCUCUAUGAAGAUCAAAUUUUGGGAAAUGUCAAACCUUAUUAUUAUCCAGAUAUUUAAAAUAACUGUUCAGAAUAUCAGCAGAGAAAUCAUAUUUUCCAUGAAUGACUCCAAAGAAAUGAGAAGACAAACAAAACAAAACAAAACAAAAACAAAAAUCUGUUACUCCAUUUCUAUGUGCUCGAGCUGUAGAUUUUUAUAAUUAGGAAGCAGUAGAAAGCAGCUUUAAAACAUAUGCAUACACAAUCAGUUUGGUUUUUAUAUUUUUCUGAAUCUCUAGUGAAAGCCUAGAAGAUUUUAUCUUUAAUUUUUUUAACUAGUCAUACUGUAAUCUGCCUUUUUGAGAUAUAGCAGGCAAAUAAAAUUUUAUUUAGUUGUAACUGAUGGAUUACCUAUUUAAAGGUAGAUCUUACUAAAGGUUGGCAAAGUUCAUUUUUAAAAGUAUUUUGUUCUUAUUACUCAUUACUGUGUUUGAAAAGUAACAGCUUUUGUUGCUUGGUACAGUGUUGGAAAGCGUAACUUGUUCCAUGCCUUUUUUUUGUAUUGCAGUUUACUUUCUUAUUACAUUCCAUUAUUUUUUGGCCUCAUCACAUGGCCACCGAAAAAGGCUCAUUUCACUUCAUCAUAGGGCAUGGCAAAGCUGCUGCCCCUCGUCCUUUACUGCCCGGCUGUUGCAGCUGUUGAUCCCAUGGGGGGAAGUGUGGUGUGCGCAUGGAGCAUGCAGCUUCCCACCAUUAAAGUAAAUGGCAAUAUGGGAAGCUCCUGUAUUGCUGCGGUGGCAGCAUGGCGGUUCCACCCUCUUUCACCCACUGAGUUAGCACAACAUCUUCUGAUGGGAGCUGGCUGGCUCCAUGAGUGACCGGGGCUAGGUCUGCGCAUACUGCUGAUUUUAGUCCCAUGCGAUGAGGUUAUAGAAUAAUCACUUAGGAUCAAUCAGAGAAUUGUACAGAAUUUUAAAAAAUCUGUCAUAAUCCUUUUCACAUAACUUUAAAAAGUAAAAUAAAGUUUUUCAUAACACUAGUAUACUAAGUUUACUUUUUGUUAUUAUCUUACUUCUGAAAUGUAAUGCUGUUACACCCUUGCUACCUAGAAAAAAAUAAUAAGAUACAAGUCAUAAUGUUACUCAUCAAAUGUUGACAUCAAAGUUGUAUUUUUAAAUGCAUCUGAUCUUGAUGAUUUGGUUGAAGAAGAAAUGGUUCAAUAAGAAAAUACAUUUUCCCAGAAAUGACCUUUUCACAGAGGCUACUAAUAUAACCGCUUGUGUAUAAGUGCCUUUCUCUUAAUAAGAAUACUGAUUGAGAAGUAGUAUGAUCCUUCUUUCUCAAAUAACUGAAAGGAUAGAGGGACUGUACAAUGAAAUUCUGUAUGUCUUGAGCAGGGCUAGCCCUAUUACUAGACUUAUUGAGAUAUCUGAUACAGGUAGUGCUUUUGGGAGAAUGACAUCCCUGAGAUAGGCUCCUCAAGGCCCUUAAGCUAAUAGUCUUUACUUAGUUAUAAUGAGAGAUAUUAUCUCAUUAACAGUGAAUUCCAACCACUAGUUGGAUUUUUGACAGGAGAAUGGGGAUGCCAUCUUGCCUUUUGCCUCUGACAGCAGAAUGUCUUUGCUAAACCUGAGUGUCUUAGGAAAGUAGGCUAUGGACUAAGGAUUAAUUGGCAAGCAAUUCCACUGGACCGAUACAGUAUGACCUUCAUAUGCAUAAGAGAUCUGUUCCUGAACUUGCUAUGUAAACAUGAAAUUGUAAAUAAUAUAGAAAACUGUUGAAAUGAACAAUAUCUGGCAUACGCAUAUUAUAGAAUUACACCAUAGUACAUAGAAAAUGCCUAGAGAGAACACCCCUCUGAUAUUUUUAGGUUCUCCAGCACAACUCGGUGGUCACCUUCAGGUAGAAGCAUAGAAUAGAAUUGUGCUGGAUGACCUGAGAAAUGCCUAGAGAGAACCUACUUUUCUAACAUGGGUAAAUGAAGUUGUGGGUACUGCAGGUAAAGGGCUUUUACUAUAUUGCCUUAUUACCUCCUUUAGGCUUUCUUCUGACCAUCUUACCAAAUGAUUUUAUGCUUCCUUGCAAGUAAGAAUGUGUGGCCAUAAAUUGUAAGCCCCCUGGCAGGAAGUGUGUGAUUACUAUGUUUUGUAUUAUGUAAAUGGUGUUAAUUACUUGUAGCUGUGGCAAAAGGUUCUCCUCCAGACUAACUACAUUGUUCUGAAUGUUUCUUCGCUGCAUAUUAAAGAAGACUUUUUUUCAUUAAAAACAGUUAAGAAAAUGUUUUCUGUCGCUAUAUGGUCAAAAAUAUGUACAAUAGACAUUUUAAAACAAGCUUAAUAAUGAAGAAUUUUAAAAAUGAUUUAAGCAUGUGGACAAGUUGGCCUUCAAGUUCAUAAAUUGAUUUGUGCAUUGAAAUGCCCAUAGCUCAUUGACAUCCACCUCCCUUAGCUUUGUGUCUCGUUCACCAAAUGACAUGCCUUUCAUGGACUAAACCAUUUCAGAAUCCAAAAAAGGAGUUUCAUUUUCACUAACUUUCUGUAUUAAAAACAAUGAGUAUGAGAAAAAAGCC
Messenger RNA from Anolis sagrei ordinatus, 3325 nucleotides. RefSeq names its product p53 apoptosis effector related to PMP-22-like. The record is from RefSeq and is a predicted model, not a curated record. Gene Ontology annotation, cellular component: cell-cell junction; membrane. Gene Ontology annotation, biological process: cell-cell adhesion. NCBI's taxonomy places the organism in Eukaryota, Metazoa, Chordata, Lepidosauria, Squamata, Anolidae.